AUGGAUGCUGAACAUAAAGUACCAACGAGGAGGAGAAGAGGAAGACCACAGGGAAGGUUCAUGGAUGUAGUGAAGGAGAACAUGCAGAGGCAACAAACAUUAAAUAAAUUUUCACACUCUGUCCUCCCUGCAGAUGCAGCCAUUCCUGUGGGCAUCGAUGUGCAGGUGGAGAGCAUCGACAGCAUCUCCGAGGUUAACAUGGACUUCACCAUGACUCUGUAUCUGCGUCACUACUGGAAGGACGAGAGGCUGUCGUUUCCAUCACACAACAACCAGAGCCGGACGUUCGACUCCCGGCUGGUGAAGAAGAUCUGGGUUCCUGACGUUUUCUUCGUCCACUCCAAACGUUCCUUUAUCCACGACACUACCAACGAUAACAUCAUGCUGCGGGUUUACCCUGAUGGAAACAUCCUCUACAGUGUCAGGGCAACUGUGACGGCCCUCUGCUCGAUGGACUUCAGCAGUUUUCCUCUGGACACCCAGAACUGCUCGCUGGAGCUCGAGAGCUACGCAUACAAUGAGAACGACCUGAUGCUGUACUGGAAGAACGGGAACGACUCCCUGAGGACGGACGAGAUUGUCUUGUCUCAGUUCUUCAUUGAGAAUUUUCAUGCCUCUAGUGGCCUUGCCUUCUACAGCAGCACAGGUUGGUACAAUCGUCUCUUCAUAAACUUCAUCCUGAGGCGGCACAUCUUCUUCUUCAUGCUUCAGACAUACUUCCCCACCAUGCUGAUGGUGGUCCUCUCCUGGGUCUCCUUCUGGAUUGACAGGAGGGCUGUUCCUGCUCGAGUGUCUCUGGGUAUGACCACAGUACUCACCAUGUCCACCAUCAUCACUGGAGUGUCCUCCUCCAUGCCUCAGGUGUCAUAUGUGAAAGCGGUGGACAUCUACCUGUGGACCAGCUUCCUGUUUGUCUUCCUGUCUGUGAUCGAGUACGCAGCUGUGAACUACUGCACCACUCUGGAGGAGAUGAGGAAGAUGAGGAGGGGGAAGAUCCCCUCCACUUUUAAUGCCAGCCAGGCUAUGGCCUUUGACGGCUGUUUCCAUGACGAUGACAUUGAGCUGACCACGUUCCCUCGGAUGGCUGCCACGCUGACCUCUGAGCCUCUGACCACGCCGAGCCAGAACUCAGACAUCCGUCCCUCAGAGGGCACUCGGCUGCGGCGGCAGCGGUCGGUGCGUGAAAACGUGGAUCGGCUGGUCAGCAACAGCUACAUGAUCGACUCGUACUCACGCCUGGCCUUCCCUCUGUCCUACCUACUCUUCAACACCAUCUACUGGAGCCUGUACUCCUGA
Nematolebias whitei (Rio pearlfish) is the source of this 1296-nucleotide messenger RNA. RefSeq names its product gamma-aminobutyric acid receptor subunit rho-3-like. Bases 1 to 1296 code for a protein of 431 amino acids. The record is from RefSeq and is a predicted model, not a curated record. Gene Ontology annotation, biological process: monoatomic ion transmembrane transport; nervous system process; regulation of membrane potential. Gene Ontology annotation, cellular component: neuron projection; membrane; synapse. Lineage: Eukaryota; Metazoa; Chordata; Actinopteri; Cyprinodontiformes; Rivulidae. The transcript is spliced from 9 exons. Gene Ontology annotation, molecular function: neurotransmitter receptor activity; extracellular ligand-gated monoatomic ion channel activity; GABA-A receptor activity.